Messenger RNA from Rana temporaria (common frog), 1706 nucleotides. Its product is annotated as RCC1-like G exchanging factor-like protein. The transcript is spliced from 12 exons. NCBI's taxonomy places the organism in Eukaryota, Metazoa, Chordata, Amphibia, Anura, Ranidae. The coding region runs from base 147 to 1505 and encodes 452 amino acids. The record is from RefSeq and is a predicted model, not a curated record.
UAGUGGGGCUUGGAACGCAGGAGAGUGAGAAUGAGGCUUGGAUCUUAGGCAUAGCAGGAAUAAGGAAGAAAAUAGAUACAAGAUCGUAGGAAGAACAGCGAGGGGGAAGAUGUGGACACCCUAGAUGAGUUACAUGAAAGCCCCACAUGCCUGGAACAAUGUGCACCGUAGUGGCGCGUUGCCUAAACACUCUGACCCGCAAAUAUGUGCAUGUGAGACAUCUUUCUUCUACAGUGGGCAAGAGCAAACCUGGGGAUGAUCUCCCAACCUUUCAGUAUGUCGGUAAAAGAUCCAAAAGGAAGGACCGAGUUUUUGUUUGGGGCUUUUCUUACACAGGAGCAUUGGGCAUUCCCAGCUUUGUAGUACCCGACACAGGAAGAAAAAAGCCAAAGCAAUACCAGCUCACUCCGUAUAGGUUGGAUAUGGAUGCAAAGAUUUCAUCUGCAUCCUGUGGGUAUGGAUUUACCCUAUUAUCUUCUAGGACAACAGAUGUCACAAAAGUUUGGGGAAUGGGAAUAAAUAAGGAUUCUCAGAUUGGCUUUCACAGGAGCAGGCGAGAUCGAACAAAGGGUUAUGAGCACAUCCUGGAACCAUCACCAGUACCUCUACCUUUGGACAAGCCACAGGAAACUCGAGUUUUGCAGGUGUCAUGUGGCAGGGCACAUUCUCUGAUCCUAACAGAUAAUGAAGGAGUUUUCAGCAUUGGGAACAAUUCAUAUGGCCAGUGCGCAAGGCGGGUUAUUGAUGGAGAGAUUUAUAGUGAAAGCCAGUUGGUGCACAGAGUAAGACCAUUGGCGAGCAGAGUUGUUCAGGUAGUAUGUGGUCAAGAUCACAGUCUCUUCAGGACCGAGCUAGGAGAGGUGUAUGCAUGUGGUUGGGGAGCUGAUGGCCAAACAGGCCUUGGUCAUUACAACAUCUGCAGUGUUCCUACAAAGUUGUCUGGGGAUUUGGCUGGUGUGAAUGUUGUCCAGUUGGCAACCUAUGGAGAUUGCUGUCUGGCUGUAUCAGAAGAGGGUCAGGUGUAUGGCUGGGGAAACUCGGAGUACUUACAGUUUGCAUCCAUCACUGACCUUUCACAGGUCAAUAUUCCGAGGUGCCUACCAUUUCAGCAUGUUGGGAAGGUGAAGCAGGUGGCGUGCGGUGGAACAAGCUGUGCUCUAUUAAAUGAUGAUGGCAAUGUUUUUGUUUGGGGUUAUGGAAUACUGGGAAAAGGGCCCACAUUUCUGGAGUCGGCUAUCCCUGAGAUGAUUCCUCCAACACUAUUUGGUCAGAAUGACUACAACAAAGCUAUCGGAGUCUUGAAGAUCUUUUCAGGGCUUGGCCAUUUCGCUGCUGUAACAGAUGUCGGAGAACUUUUUGUUUGGGGUAAAAACUUGAGAGGCUGUUUAGGUACUGGAAGGUUGGAAGAUCAGUAUUUUCCAUGGCGGGUAACUGUUCCUGGAGAAGUGGUGGACGUUGCCUGUGGUGUAGACCAUAUGAUGGCACUUGUGAAAUCUCUUGCCUGAAUGUGGGGAGGGGAAAAAAAGCAUUUUACAGGACAGUCUGUUAUUUAUUGUUACACAUGAAGGAAAUUACAAGGAGCUCAACGCCUGCCCCCAAGCAGUGCACUUUCCUGUGACAAAGCUGUUUGUGUUUCUCUGUGUAUUAUGAAUGACCUCACAUUGCAACUCUCUUUUUAUAAAUAAAAUUACUUUUUAUUAGAAGUA